AUGAAAUGCUUUAUUCAGAUACCAAUUGUUAUCAUCGCAGUUCACUGGUGUUGUGAAGUGAAAUGCAAACCUUUUGUAAGGAAAAAACACAUUCACAAGACCUUUCAUCUCGGAUUCGGCCCCUUACCACCGAAACACUUUUCUUUGGUAUUCGAGAAGUUCGCUCCAUUUGGACCGUAUGAAAUUAAACAUGAAAUCAAAAAAAGGCAAAUUGCACCUCCAGUUACCAAUGAAGUACUGGCCGUAAAAGAUGAUCCUUUGAAAAUACCUAUGACACAUUUAUUAGAAAAAACAGAAGUGAAGGAAGUGGAAAAAUUACCGGCUGAAGUGUUAAUAACAUCGGUUGUAGAGCCAUUAGAACCUGAAGCUGUUGUACCGCCUGGUCCGCCGCCCGUAAUUAAAGAAGUUGCUCCCGUUGUUAAAGAAGAAAAACCUGUUGUAGUUAAAGAAGAAAUCCCUCCUGUAGUUAAGGAAGAGAUUCCUCCCGUUGUCAAAGAAGAGCCGCCACCGAAUUUUUUUGUGAAAAGCUCCCGUUUUGUUUUAUAUUUUGGCUCCAUGAUGCUCCAAAUGCUAUCAAGAUUUGUGAAUGGUGAAAUUAAUCUUAAUAGUCCUUUACCACCUCCAUUACCCGGUAUUCAAUAA
Maniola jurtina (meadow brown) is the source of this 642-nucleotide messenger RNA. RefSeq lists its product as uncharacterized. Bases 1 to 642 code for a protein of 213 amino acids. The transcript has 3 exons. The record is from RefSeq and is a predicted model, not a curated record. NCBI's taxonomy places the organism in Eukaryota, Metazoa, Arthropoda, Insecta, Lepidoptera, Nymphalidae.